GAAACUUGGACCACACUGAAGACAGAAGUCCAAAACUAUUACAAGUCUUCCUUGAUGCAAGGGAUAAUGAUGGCGACACAUUCUGGGCUUCUCAAACAAAGCCAAUAGUGGUACAAGGAACAGACAUCAUUGAUCUUGUGGAAGAAAACUACAUGAGUGAUUCUGUAAUCAAAGCGUACAUGGAGAUUUUGCAAAUGGAACUUGAAAAUGCAAACAUACAUAUUGCAGCGUUCCUGGAGAUUGAAGCAUCGUUUUAUGCGAUUAAACAUGAAGAGGAAAGAGGAAGCAUAGAUUACAAGAACCAAAUAAAGUUGUGCUUAAUUGAACCUUUGUGGUAUGUAUUUGACUACAACAAGGUUCUUAUCCCAAUCCACCAUUGCACAAACCACCACUACACACUGCUUGUGGUUGAUAAUGAGAAAAAGAGGAUUAUGCACAUGAACUCUUUGCAACCUCCAGAGAAUGAAAGGGAUGAGGAGGAAAAAUUCCAUAAGAAGGCUGGAUAUAUGAAACAUCUCAUGAAGUUUCUCCAAGAAGUAGAAUUGUCAAACAAACAUUAUCCGGACGACAGCCAAGAAGCGGAUAUUGAGAAUUAUAGAUAUAAGAGUGUUGGCGAGACAAAUCAAGGGGAUUUGGAUGAUAGAAUCCUUCCGAUGAAUGACAUGGAGAAAAUGGUAAGAAGAUGGGUGCUUGACAACUUCGAAGCUAUUAAAGAAUACAAGCUGGAGGAAGACUUUGACUGUCCUCAACAAAAGUCACUAUCGUAA
Fragaria vesca subsp. vesca is the source of this 767-nucleotide messenger RNA. RefSeq lists its product as uncharacterized. The record is from RefSeq and is a predicted model, not a curated record. Gene Ontology annotation, molecular function: cysteine-type peptidase activity. The transcript is spliced from 5 exons. Gene Ontology annotation, biological process: proteolysis. The annotation marks the transcript as partial. Lineage: Eukaryota; Viridiplantae; Streptophyta; Magnoliopsida; Rosales; Rosaceae.